Stylonychia lemnae is the source of this 747-nucleotide messenger RNA. NCBI's taxonomy places the organism in Eukaryota, Ciliophora, Spirotrichea, Sporadotrichida, Oxytrichidae. The record is from the annotation of a GenBank genome assembly.
AUGAAUAUUGACGAUUUACUGGAAGAAUUUAAAGAUGACACAUAGAGCUUAUCUCCUGUUUAAAAAAGUCGCACUGGGAACUAAUCACCUUGGGGUCCAGAAUCAGGAUUGCAUGGACUCAAUGAAAGCUUUCAGAAUUCAAUUAUUAACCAGAUUAAAGACUCUUGGGAUGGAGGGAAGAAUACUACAUUUAUAAUAGGUUAACAGGGAUCUCCAAGCUUUAGCCAUUUUAGAAAUGAUGAUAACAAAAUCAAGAUCGUUAAUUAGAGUCCAUCAUUGUAUAUAGAGUUAAAAACAGCAAAAUAACUGAGCUAGCAAUAACAAGAGAAGGUAAAGCUAGUACACGGAUAUAGAGAGCUUAAAAAUUCAACUAUCUCAAGAAACAAUCUAAAAUAAGGUGGUGUUGGAGGAACGGCUCUUCUAUCUGACGAUGAUUUACAAGACUUAAUUGAUGAUAUUGCUGAUAAUCAUGACUAUGCAAGGUUAGAUGACAGGAUCAUGAUGAGAAUGUCUGAAAAUGAUUACAGUCGAGUAAUUAGCGAGGGACUUAUUCUAGUUGGAGCUAAAUGUCAUUAGGUCCUAAUAGGAGGGAGUUAUCUUGCAAAUGGGUAAAUGCAAACUGUUAUGAAACCAAAAAGUUGUGAUUAAAUGAGAUGCGUUAAGUGUACCAAAUGUUAAUGGAUAACAAUAAAUGAAAAUAGUGCAGCAUUACCUGAGAAAUAUCAGUGGGUUUGUGGAGGACAUUGA